Messenger RNA from Spinacia oleracea (spinach), 2841 nucleotides. RefSeq names its product NADPH--cytochrome P450 reductase. Gene Ontology annotation, molecular function: NADPH-hemoprotein reductase activity; FMN binding; flavin adenine dinucleotide binding. Gene Ontology annotation, cellular component: cytosol. Lineage: Eukaryota; Viridiplantae; Streptophyta; Magnoliopsida; Caryophyllales; Amaranthaceae. The transcript is spliced from 18 exons. Bases 312 to 2396 code for a protein of 694 amino acids. The record is from RefSeq and is a predicted model, not a curated record.
UUUUGAACACUCGCACGAGUCCCACGAAACAAAAGAAUUCCCCAAAAAGUAAAAAUCUAAAAUAUCCAUUUUUUAAAAAAUAAAAACCUUUUUGGAUUAUUAAAAAAUAAAUAGAAAAUCCACCCAUUUUCCAAAAUCGAGUGAGAAACCGAGGAAGAGGACUGAAGAAGACUGAAGAAGCUUCAUUGUGGCUUCUGCUGAAUCUCUCAAAAUCUCUCUCUAGGGUUUCUUGAACCUCCCAGAAACCUUAGAGGAGAGAGACAAUCACCUUCAAUUCAUCAUCAUCAUCAUCAUCAUCAUCAUCAUCAUCAAUGGCGUCUACGAGUUUCGAUUUGAUCCGAUCAAUCGAAUCGGUGCUCGGAAUUUCAUCGGAUCCAGCUUCAACUUCUUCUUCUACUGCGAUUUUGGUUUUGACGACGUCGAUUGCGGUGCUCGUAGGAUUGUUGUUUAUUCUAUGGAGAAGAUCGAACGAUCGUGGUGGAGAUUCUAAGGUUGUUGUUGCUCCUAAACCGUUGAAGGUUGAGCCUGAUGAAGAUGAGUUUGAGAUUGCUGCUGGUAAAACGAAGGUGAUUGUGUUUUUUGGUACUCAGACUGGUACUGCUGAGGGAUUUGCUAAGGCUUUAGCAGAAGAAAUCAAGGCAAGAUAUGACAAGGCAGUAGUAAAGGUUGUUGACAUGGAUGAUUAUGCUGCGGAUGAUGACCAAUAUGAAGAAAAAUUAAAAAAAGAAACUUUAGCAUUCUUCAUGGUUGCCACUUAUGGUGAUGGGGAGCCUACGGAUAACGCAGCACGGUUUUACAAAUGGUUCACAGAGGGUGAUGAGAGAGAACCAUGGCUUCAGCAACUGACAUUUGGUGUCUUUGGCCUGGGUAAUCGUCAAUAUGAGCACUUCAACAAGAUCGGAAAGGACAUAGACGAAAAGCUCAUCGAACAAGGUGCAAAGCGUCUGGUUCCUGUUGGUCUUGGCGAUGAUGAUCAAUGUAUCGAGGAUGAUUUUUCUGCUUGGCGGGAAUCUUUGUGGCCGGAGUUGGACAAGAUAUUGAGAGACGAAGAUGAUACGAAUACUGUGUCAACACCAUAUACAGCUGCUAUCCUUGAAUACCGUGUAGUCGUUCAUGAAUCUGCUGUCUCAACCUUUGAGAAUCAGUAUAACACUUCGACAAAUGGCAAUGCAUCUUUUGAUAUUCAUCAUCCAUGCAGAGCUAAUGUGGCUGUGCAAAAGGAGCUUCAUCAACUGGAAUCUGACCGUUCUUGUAUACACUUGGAGUUUGAUAUAGCAGGCACUGGAAUAACUUAUGAAACUGGAGAUCAUGUUGGAGUGUAUGCUGAGAAUUGUGAUGAAAUUGUGGAAGAAGCAGGAAAGUUGUUGGGUCAGCCACUGGAUCUGCUUUUCACGAUUCACACAGAUGCAGAAGAUGGCAAACCUAUGGGUGGCUCACUACCACCACCUUUUCCCGGUCCUUGUACGCUUCGCUCUGCUUUGGCACGAUAUGCUGAUGUCUUGACUUCUCCUAGAAAGGCUGCUCUGCUUGCUUUGGCUGCUCAUGCAUCAGAACCUGGUGAGGCAGAAAGAUUGAGGCAUUUGGCAUCACCUGAGGGGAAGGAUGAGUAUUCAGCUUGGAUUGUUGCUAGUCAAAGAAGUCUUCUGGAGGUCAUGUCUGAAUUUCCAUCGGCAACGCCUCCUCUUGGUGUAUUUUUUGCUUCCGUGGCUCCUCGGUUACAGCCACGUUACUAUUCUAUUUCAUCCUCACCAAGGCUAUAUCCAACCCGAGUUCAUGUAACAUCUGCCUUGGUUUAUGGUCCUACCCCUACAGGAAGAAUCCACAAAGGGGUUUGUUCUACAUGGAUGAAGAAUGCAGUUCCUUUAGAGAAAAGCCAGAAUUGUAGCUGGUCUCCAAUCUUCAUCAGAGCAUCUAACUUCAAGUUGCCGGCAGACCCUUCAGUUCCAAUAAUCAUGGUGGGACCUGGAACUGGUUUGGCUCCUUUCCGGGGAUUUUUACAGGAAAGACUGGCCUUAAAACAGGAAGGUGUUCAACUGGGUCCUGCUAUACUCUUCUUUGGAUGUCGAAAUCGUAAAAUGGAUUUCAUCUACGAGGAAGAGCUGCAUAACUUUGUUGAAGAAGGAGCUCUUUCGGCGUUGAUUCUUGCAUUUUCAAGAGAAGGGUCUCAAAAGGAGUAUGUUCAGCAUAAGAUGGUGGACAAGGCCUCAUACUUGUGGAGUCUGAUUUCUUCUGGGGGUUACUUAUAUGUAUGUGGUGAUGCCAAGGGCAUGGCUCGAGAUGUUCAUCGAACUUUGCACAAUAUCGUUCAGGAGCAGGAAAAGGUGGAUUCCUCCAAAGCAGAGGCUGUAGUGAAAAAGUUACAAACAGAUGGACGAUACCUUCGUGAUGUGUGGUGAUCUGUACUCUGCAACAAGUUUACCUCGUUUCUCUUACAAGCAGUAAUUAAAGGAGUUCUUUGAACACAUUCGCGACUCAUAUUCUUCAUUCCGAACUCCAAAUUCCUAAAGCAGAUGGUAACAGUAACAAACCGGUGGGAAGUAAACCCGUAUGCUCACUCCACUUUACUGUAUAUCGCCAUUUUCACCCUUUUUGGGUGAACUACAGGUUAGACCAAUGUUAAAUCUCUAUUGCAUUUAUUCAGUUGCAGGAGUUUUCGAAUAUAAUCGCAAGAGAUUGUUGUAGGUUAUAUUAGGGAAACGCUUUGUUGAAGGCGAUUUGUACUAUUUGUUUAAUAUUAUAAGAUGAGAAUUACAACUUAUUAUAAUUUUAUGUUUUUGUUAGGGAUAUUAUGUAUCUUUCCUCUUGUUAUGGUGUUUAGGUAAAGGGUUCUGAGUUUGGUAA